This is a messenger RNA of Trachymyrmex septentrionalis, 2424 nucleotides long. Its product is annotated as myb-like protein X. NCBI's taxonomy places the organism in Eukaryota, Metazoa, Arthropoda, Insecta, Hymenoptera, Formicidae. The transcript has 8 exons. The record is from RefSeq and is a predicted model, not a curated record. The coding region runs from base 231 to 2378 and encodes 715 amino acids.
AUCGCAAUUACGGCGAAGUGACAUAUUAUUGCGUGCUACCUCGAUUAUGUUUCGCCUAGAUGAAGCUUAUUGCGAUUUCCUUUAUGUAGCAUUUAACCGCAGGCAUCCAUGUCGAUCGGUCACCCUUCGUGAUUAAAAUUCAAUGCAGCAACAAUUCAUGUAAACAGUAUUGAAGUUUACCCACUGUACAGAGAACGAAACGAGUUUUGGCCGAAAGAACGAAAUUUGAAAUGGCAGCGAGUGCACUCGAAGAGAAGAUUAACAAGAUAAGGCAACAAAAUGAAGAAAUUAGGAGGAGGUACGAGGAAGUGGAGGAAGAUAAGAAAAAGGCGGCUAAAUUGAAUGCGCUGGUGCAAAUGGUACCAUCUACAGAUUGGCCGGAGAGGAAGGAGCCACCAGAAUUUUCUAAUCCACCUAGAACAAGUAAUAAACCAAAAUCUGUCAAAGAACACCAUGAACAUUCUCAGUCAACAAAUGGUGAAGGACGAAAAAUUCAUACCUUUGCUCAGGGACAAGGGCCUCCACCUGAUCCUAAAUAUAACUUUCUUGCUGAUGCUGAGAGAGAGGAAGGUGAAAAAGAGAGUACGAAGGAUAACUCAAAUAAAGGACAAAAAUAUUCAAGAGGCAUAUUUAAGAAAAAACCAGGAGGAAAAGAUGCAAUGCAAAGAGAUUGCAGAACGAAUAGAGGAUCACACAGGGAUGAGCAUCAGCCAGAAUACGAAGCUUGGAGAGCUGAGAGAAAUCGUAUCGAUGAGGAUCGCAUUAGCAGACAGAGAACUGCAGAGGGUAAUUGGCGUAGAGAAUGGGAUAAUAACAAGGCGCACAUUGUGGAUGAAAUGGCGAGAACUGAAACUAAAUUAGGGGAUAAUAUAAAAAAGGACUUCAAAGAUUUUGAUAAAAGAUAUCAUGUUAAUGGAAAUGAUCAUGUAAGCUAUAAUCGCGGUAGUCAUCGUUCCUAUCGGGGAAAUUCGAGACAUUUUCAUAAUAAUUAUGAAAAUAAUUCUAACAGCACGCAUCAUCAGGUUGGGCAUAUUAAAAAUCCUUCUGGUUCCGAAAAGAGAACUGUUGUUGCUACCGACAAAAGCAUAAAAAUUACGUUAAAUCAAGGAAAUAUGGCAAAAGGUCCAGUCAUGAGUGUCAAAGUAAAUUCACCAAGUAUUGCUGGAACAGGACGAGUCGGCCCGCGACAAAGAAGUCGCCUAACAUACAGCAGUCAUUCGGAUAUUGAAAUAACUUCCCCUGAUACUGAAUCCUUUUCACGUCCAAAGUCGUAUGAAGAUAGACCUAAAGGUAUCUAUUAUGAAAAUUUGCACAAAUCCUCGAAUUCUCGAAAGCCACAACUUUCACCAAAGAAAAAGGACUUCAGUAAUAAAUCUCCUUACUUUCGUAAGAAGGAAAUUAGAAGAGAAGAUGAUAGUCUUCAGAAAUAUCAUGAAAUAGAAUCACCUCGGAAAGACUAUAAAGAAUUACAAAAGUUUUGUCAAUCUAAAUUUCAAAAGCAUGAGGAAAACACUGCAAAGCCAUUACAAGAUAUAACGACAAUAGAUGAAAAAGAAAGCAAUAUAAUUUUUUCUAGAGAAUCUGAUAUGAAUAAUAUAGAAAUAAAUAAUAUGGAUAAUCAGAAUUAUGGCAAUUUAAACUCACACAUAAAUGAAGGACGUGAAGGUUAUACAGCCAAGGAAGAUAAAGCUGAUUUACAAAACUUAGAUUUACCUGCGUUUGAGAUUGAUACAGAGAUUGAAACAUGUGAAAAAAAUGGAAAGAGGGAAGAUAAAUUGGAUGAGAUGCAAAAUGUUCAAGUAAUUGUGACAUUCGAAUGUGAAAAUACUAAAACAAAGUUAGCUAUAUCGUCACUAGAAAAUAAUAAUGAUGAAAAUGAAAUUCAAUAUGUGGAAAACUCGUCAUGUGAUGCUAAUAAUACUAAGGAACCUAUAAUGAAAGAUAAAGAUUCAGAACGAACUAAAGAAAUCUUAAAAGAUAACUGUGAUACUAAACAAAUUAAAGAUAUGAAUGAGCAAGAAAACGGCACCAAACACGAUGCAGAAAGUUCUCUAGAAGAAAGAGAAGUAAACAGUAUUAUCAUUUUAUCUUCAACUGAUAUUGAUUAUACAGAAAAACAGAGUGAUAAAUUAAAAAGUGACGACAAAACCUCAAAGGGAAAAGUAAUUUUAGCCAUAGAAGAUGAAGUUGCCACAGAUGAAAAAAUUAACACUGGUUAUAAACAGGAUACAACAAAAUGUAUUAAUGAAACUCAAAAAUGCACAGAUAAUAAAGAAAAAGAGAAUACUGUUGCAAAUAGCAUUGUAGUUGAUAAGAUAGAAUCUUUAAAAGAAAAUUUACACAUAGAAGAAAAGGCAACUUCAAAUGACCAAAAUUGAAAGAUAAUAAAGAGAAAUACGAAAUAAAAAAAGUACGAAAUGUUAC